Rotaria sp. Silwood1 is the source of this 1302-nucleotide messenger RNA. Lineage: Eukaryota; Metazoa; Rotifera; Eurotatoria; Philodinida; Philodinidae. The record is from the annotation of a GenBank genome assembly.
AUGUCAAAAGCUACUUUUAUUAUACAAAUUGCUUCUGUACCUGGUAAUCAAGUUGGUCAACGACGAUUUGAACAAUGUCGUUAUUUACAUGAUUUACUUGUGAAUACAUUAAUUGAUCGAAAAGAACAAAUAAAAGAAUUAUCUAAAUUAUUUCCUCAACAUAAAAUUGCUCUUCGAUCAGGAUUUUCACAAACAGCACAAUGGGGUCUAGAACCAAAUAUGUUUAUUGAAAUUCAUGGUAAUGAACGUCAAGCACGUAUGAUUAGUGCAUUAUUUGGUAAAGCAUUUUGUCAAGAUGGUAUAGGUAUUGGUUGUGAUGAAAUUGAAGGACAAAAUCAUUCUGUAUUAAUUGUUAAUAAAGAUUGGAAAAAUGAAGAUGAACGAUUAAAUUUUGUUUCAAUGAUACUUCAACAUUUUCCAUCACUUUCAGCUCAACUUGAUAUUAAUGGACAACUUGCAUUUCAUGAUUAUUCUAUGCAUUCAUCAUAUUCAUUUAAUGAUAUUAUAGAAUUAAUUAAUAAUGAAAAUAAUCAUGAAAAAUUUUUUAUUGAAGAACAAAAAAUGAAAAGUGAACUUGUUGAUCAAACUGAAUAUGAAAAUUUAUUAAUGCUACUUGAAUCAUCACAUAUGCGUAAUAUAUUUAAUAUGUUACGACAUGAACAUGCUCGUCUUUUUUCUGGUUAUGGAUGUGCUUCAUUAACAUUACCAUCAAUAUCAAAAAAACAUCGAGAAAAACAACAUGAACAAAAACAAGAUGAAUGUGAUAAAAAUAAAAUUCUUGUAUUUCCACCUUCCCAUUUAUGUACAUUAGUUUUUAUCUCUUAUCAACCAUUUAAAUAUAUUGCUCGAAAUGAAGAUAAUUUUAAUCAACAAUGUAAAGCAGUACCUGAUUUAGCACCACUUAUGGUUAUUUGUGGUAUAUUUUCAGUUUUUUUCUUUAGUACAGCUUAUAUUUUUUUAAGCAUAAUUUCUGCAGUAAGUAAAUACCAAAUUGAUAUAUCUGAAAUAGCGUCAAAAAUUGUUGUUGGUCUUAUUACUUUUAUUUUUGGUACAAUUACAUGUAGUUUUUCUAUUAUUCUACAAAUUCGAGUUUAUGGAGUCUAUCCAAACGGUGUUCAAUUUAAUAAUUAUUUAAUAGCUAGUUAUUGUCCAUCGACACUCAUGCGUGGUGCUUUAGCUAUGAUUAUUCUUACAUAUUUCAAUAUACUUCUAUUUAUUGGCAUUGUUAUAUUUGUUGUUAUUCAUAGACGAAUUAAAAUACAACAAGAAAAGCAAGGUGAUAUUGAAUCAGCGAUGGAUUAG